Molecule: messenger RNA, 674 nt
Organism: Bactrocera tryoni
Lineage: Eukaryota; Metazoa; Arthropoda; Insecta; Diptera; Tephritidae
Product: protein D3-like
Exons: 3
Coding region: 74-607 (177 amino acids)
Source: RefSeq, a predicted model, not a curated record
GGAGAUAUAAAAGUUGGAUUUUGCUAUAAUUGUAUUCAGUCAUUUUCAAGCAAACAGUGGAGGUAGACGCAAAAUGGAAUCAAGUGGUAUUAUUCCGGAAAUUAUUGACCACAAGCCUAAAGGUUUACUGCAGGUUACUUAUCCAAGUGGUGUUACAGUAGAACUUGGUAAAGAACUGACACCCACGCAGGUGAAGGAUCAACCCACACUCAAUUGGGAGGCGGAAGAUGAUGCUCUGUAUACUUUGUUUAUGGUAGACCCCGAUGCACCCUCACGUGCUGAGCCAACUAGUCGGGAAAUUUUACACUGGUUGGUUAUUAAUAUUCCAGGCAAUAAAGUAGCGGAAGGUCAAACUGUUGCCGAAUAUAUUGGCUCUGGUCCACCAGAGGGUACUGGCUUACACCGUUAUGUUACAUUUGUCUUCAAACAGCCUGGAAAGAUUGAGAGUGAAAAAUUCAUAUCAAAAACGUCUCGUGAAGGUCGUGUAAAGGUGAAGGCAAAAGAUUUCAUUGCAAAAUAUAAUUUGGGUGACCCGGUCGCUGGAAACUUUUACCAAGCGCAAUACGAUGAUUAUGUGCCGGUAUUAAGAGCACAAAUUGUUGACUAAUUGCAGAAACAAAAAAGUGUAUGACAUAUUUUGUUUAUUUUAUUUAACUAAAUGCUCAUGCAUACUA